UGAAAGAUAGCUCAUGUGUGGAAGGGAACACAGCCACAAUUUAAUGUAAAUCCUUUCAUGCAAAAUAUAAAUGAUUAAGUUGUGCAUAUGUUAUUUUUAGGAACAGCUACCAUUAUUGUAAAAGGUUAAAAGCAGCAUAUCUUGUCAGUAAUGAAACUUUUUUUUUCUGGAAGCUCUUAUUUUAAGUCGAGAACCCCUCCAUGAUUCACUUUUACCUGGAACGACAAUAAAAGCAGACUAACAUUGUUCUAUUUUUUGUCUUUUGAAAAAAAAAAACUUGGCUUUAGUUCAGCCAUAACAUAAAAAACGUAUACAAGUUAUACAUUUGCAUUCUUAAGGACAAAUAAAAUAAUCUGUAAUGUUUCCAAGGCUGCCCAAACACAUCUAAAUAUGUCAAAUAAAUGAUAAUAAAUAGACCCAGAAUGCAAAGUCUGCAUUUUCAUCCACUGCUCUUUUCACAUGGCAUGUUCUUCGUUUAAUUUGAGAAUCCAAGAUAACAGUCUGCAUAAAAGCUGAUGUGUUGAUCUUUAAUCAAACCUGAUGCGUCCAGGCUGAUUCUGAGCUUAAAGCAAGAAACUGAUUCAGUAAGUCUGCAGCAGAUCCUCUUUAUUAAUAAUUUCCUGCUGUCAGAACUGUUCUGAUGAACCCGGACACAACCACACACCGCGUAUAGUUUUAAGAGUUUUAUUGAAGGAGGUCAGUUAUGGAGGAUAAGAACGCACCAGAGUCUUGACUGAGCAGGAACAGAAGGAUGUAGACGGCAGGAGCUGGAGAGUGACCGCAGUUGAGCCUUGGGGCGGAACCCAAGGCUGCAGAUGAGCUUCGGGAUGGGACCCGAGCAGAACUUGGAGCGGGAUCCAAGGGCGCUAAGGAAGGAGUGCGAUCAGGAGAGGACAGCUGGGUGAGCAGGGAGUAACAGCAGGAACAGCAGCACAGCAGGUGGAGUUCUUGAGGUGCUGGAGUAGCACCAAAACCAGCAGCACAGCAAUGUGGUGACUUGGAGCGCUGAAAUAGCAGGAGAGCCGGCAGCACAACAGAGUGAGUUCUUGGAGCGUAGGGACCCUCCUAUUUUUUGGGUUAUCCGUUUAAUUUUGAAUUUACAGUUUAUCUUUACAGCAGCUGAUCAUUCUCUUGCUAACAUAAUCUUCUGUCUUCUCUAAAGUUGCAAAUUGUGGCAUAAUUUGGAUAUGAGUGAGUUGGAGGCAAGAGAAAAAAAAAAAAUGUAACCGCGGAUGUUACGGUCCAAGUCCAGCGCUACUUUUCAGAGCCCAAAAUCAGCAGAAUGGCAAAUUCACUCAAGUGCUGGGAGAGGCAAAAACUACUUUACCCAAGUUUACAGAAACUGGUGUUUGUGUUUCUGUGCACACUAGGUUCUUUAGUGCCCUGUGAAUGGGUAUUUUCAAAGACUGGACAAGUACUGUCAAAAAAAAGGAAUCAAUUGAAACCAAAAACUAUUGAAAACCUUUUAUUUACCAAUAAAAACAAAUAAAUAUUUUGCACAACAUUGUCUAAGCUGCACAAGCACAUCCAGUACUCUGUUUGUAGUUCCUAAAACACUUUCACUGUCUGUGUACUUAAACCCAUGCUUUUUCACUAAAGUGACAGAAAAACAAUACACACCCUUUUCUUUGGGUGUGUACAUACUCUUCUUAGAAUAAUUACGCACAGAACAUGUUCAACAAAUAUUUUUAUAUAUAUGUGAUAAUCAUUAGAUAAAUUAAUAUUUAUUAAUUAUUAAUGACAAUCUCAAUUGGUUCAAUGCCUCAUCUCACCAUCUCUAAAAGGUUUAAUUUCUAGGAAAAUUAAUUUCAGCAAAAAGUCUCAGAGAAUUCAGAGGGCUUGACUCUACCACAUGCAUUGACAAUCAGGGGAUGAAUGGCUCUGCUGCAGCUCUUUAAAUCCUCAGCAAACAAACACAAAACAGCCCUGCCUCCCAGCAGAGAUCCUCUAUUGAAAACAGUGCUCACACAAACACACUCAGACCAGGACCAUGACAACUUACUGCAAGUUUCAUAAGCAUCACAGGUGCAACAGAUGUAGGUUUUGGUUUUUGCUGAGUUAUGACAGAAGUUAUGAACCAGAUCUGAUCAAGGACUGUAACUACGCAUUAUUGCUUUGUGUCAUUUCCCCAUUUUGUGGGUGAUAGCAUAUUUAGAAGCUCUAUAAGUAGCCUGUGAUUCCGUGCUGAAGGCAAGAAGUUGCUGACUGAUUCAGGAAACAUAUCAUUCUGCAUCAGUUUUCAAAUCUGCAUCAUCUCAUCACCUCAUCAUGAAGCUGCUGGCUGUGUGUGUCCUGGUUUUUUCUGUGAUGGCUCAGACCAGAGCUGAUCCUAUCCAAGAUGAUGGUUCCACUGAUCAAGAAGAAGUUGACUUGGUCCAGAGAUCUUCUUGUCCUCCCGGCUGGUCUCCAAUCAAGAAUCGCUGCUUUCGCUAUGUUCCCAAACCCAUGACCUGGGCUAGAGCUGAGAGACACUGUCUGUCCAUGGGGGCACACCUUGCAUCAGUUAAUUGCUUGAACGAGUACCAUCAGGUUCAGUCUCUGAUAACUACGGCAUCUCACGGGUCCAAAGAAACAUGGAUUGGAGGCACUAACGCACAGGAGACGAGCAUUUGGUUUUGGAGCGAUGGAAGCCCUCUGCACUACACAAACUGGUGUCACGGAGAGCCUAAUAAUGGGGGAAACAGGCAGCACUGUUUGCAGAUGAACUAUUCUGGUGAAAAGUGCUGGGAUGACGACACCUGUUCUGUCCGUCGUCCUUCUGUCUGCGCCAAGAAAAUCUAAUGAGUCAGAUGUUCACAAAGAUGCAGGAUCCACAUGAGGACUGGUGUUACGUGUUUCUGUUAACCUGCCUUUUUGAAGCCUCAGAUAUCCUAAAACUCAUUUCUGCUUCUUUCCUUUACAUAAUUUCUCUGUUUUGCAACCUAGUAAAAUGAAGCCAAAAAUAAAGAGCGGGUGGAUUUUCUCUCUAAUUAGAGCUGAAUGUGUUAAAAAAAAUUACAAUUUAAGCUAAACUUUCUUGUUUUCUUCAGCCUUUCAAAAAUAAACCUUUGAA
Molecule: messenger RNA, 3052 nt
Organism: Fundulus heteroclitus (mummichog)
Lineage: Eukaryota; Metazoa; Chordata; Actinopteri; Cyprinodontiformes; Fundulidae
Product: ladderlectin
Exons: 7
Coding region: 2269-2781 (170 amino acids)
Molecular function (GO): signaling receptor activity
Source: RefSeq, a predicted model, not a curated record